This is a messenger RNA of Pelagomonas calceolata, 1929 nucleotides long. NCBI's taxonomy places the organism in Eukaryota, Pelagophyceae, Pelagomonadales, Pelagomonadaceae. The record is from the annotation of a GenBank genome assembly.
GGGCCCCCUGCGCGGCGCGAAUUGCACGGCCAAAUUCGGCUGCUUCGACUGCCAAAGCCGAAGUGCCGUAGGCCUGGGAGCCCCACAGAAUCGGCGCGGCAGCCUCGGCGGCUCCGCACGGCAAGCGCACAAGCGAGAGCAGCCCUACCUACAGCAGGGAGGCUGCCCGCGGCGCGCGAGCGAGCGAGCUCCGAAACCAUGGACGAGACGACGACCCCGGCGCGCUUCGACGCCGAGGCCGCGGCGCCGGCGCGGCGCGGCGACGAGCAGAUGCUGCUGGGCCGGCGGCGCGGCCGGGCCGCCGCGCGUUUUAUUGUUGGAGGCGCCGUCGUCUUGAAUCUCGUGGGCUUCGUCGCGUUCCGCGGCGGGCGACCACAGCCCCUCGCGUCGACGGCGCUCGACGCGGUGCAAAUCCCGCGGCGCGUCGUGCGCAUCGACGACUACGACGGCAAGGCGAGGAAAGCAUAUCUGGAAAAGCACUAUUCAAACACGGACGUUCUCGAGGCGUACGGGGAGGCGCCGCGCCGCGCGAUGCGCGAGGAUUUGUUUCGCAUGGCCUACGUCGCGCGCGAGGGCGGCUUUUCCUAUGGUCGAAAUGUGAAGGGCACCACGACGCUGCCGACGCGCCACGCGGCGGUCUUUCCCCGUGUACGUGAUGGCGAUAAGUGGCGGAUCGGCAAUUAUGCCUUCGGGGCCGUGCCCGGGCACCAAUUCGUGGUGGCUGCCUUGCGCGAGGCGUCCCGGAGGACGCUUGCCAGAACCGUGGAGACGUCCGCCGACGCGCGCGCCGCGACGGGGCCGGCGAUGCUGCGGGACGUCUACAAAGCGGGCCGGUCUCGGGGUUUGUACGGCGACGUCGCUUUGCUGGGCGGCGCCAAGAAGCCGCGCGCGGCCCGCAAGGCCUUCGGGCCGCGCGUGAAGAAGGACGAGGUCAUCAUCAUCAUCACGGACGAGGACGACGCCUCGAGUGGCGACGACGGCGCUACUGAUGAUGGCGGCGAUGACUCCGCUACCUACUACGACGAUGCGGGCGACGACGCGGGCGAUGACGCCUAUUACGCUGCGGCAGACGACGCGGGCGAUGACGCCUAUUACGCUGCGGCAGACGACGCGGGUGAUGACGCCUAUUACGCUGCGGCAGACGACGCGGGUGAUGACGCCUAUUACGCUGCGGCAGACGACGCGGGCGAUGACGCCUAUUACUAUGCGGCGGCGGGCGACGAUGCCCCUGCCUACUACUAUUACACGGCCGCGGAUGAUAGCACGUACGGCUACGGGGACGACUCAGCGUACGCAUACGGGUACGACGAUGCCGCGACCUACGGCUAUGGGUACUCUGACGAUGGCGGGGCCUACGGAUACUCCGACGAUUCGUACGGCUACGCAGGCGACGACGGCGACGAUAGCUCGUACGGCGACGACGGCGACGACGGAUCGUACGCUGACGACGGCGACGAUAGCUCGUACGGCGACGACGGCGACGACAGCUCGUACGCCGCUGACGACGGUGACGACAGCUCGUACGCCGCUGACGACGGCGACGACAGCUCUUACGGCGACGACGGCGACGAUAGCUCGUACGCUGACGACGGCGACGAUAGCUCUUACGGCGACGACGACGACGACAGCUCGUACGCCGUCGACGACGGUGACGACAGCUCGUACGGCGACGACGACGGCUCGGGAGACACGUACUCCGGAGACGACGACGACGACGAUGCAACAGUCGCGGCCGCCGACGACGACGACUCCUCGACCGACGACGUCGUCGCGACCGCGGGCUUCUCGUGGGGCUCGCUCUUCACGGACCCCUGGAACUUCAUCAAGGACAACUGGCUGCUGCUCGUCGUGUCGCUCGCGUUCUCGCUCUGCACGUGCUGCUGCGUCCUGUACGUCUGCGGCGGCGGCGGCGGCGGCGGGGGCGGUGGG